AUGGGCCAAAGCCUCAUCGACAGAAUCCAGGCCAAACUGGAGCUCUUCCGCCUCGAGCAGCGAUAUACCCGCCGUCGCAAUCGUCGAUCUACCUUCCAGUCGAAUGCAAUCUACGUUGACGGCGAAUACGUCUACCAAACGCCAAACACCACUGGCUCGUCCACAGAUUCCAGCAACGAUCAUGUAGACGCACUCCACGGUGAAAUGGUAUCGCCCGGCAAAAAUAUGCCCGUCACUACUUUCCCCCCCGAGCCCCGCCCGGAAAUCUCCAUGCCUGAACGCAAAAAGUUGAGCCGAUUCAGUUCCAUCCCCAGCCUCGGCAGUGUUUUCGGAUCCAAGGAAAGACCGCGAGUUGUCGAGCGACGCACCAGCAUGAUCAGAUGA
Messenger RNA from Metarhizium robertsii ARSEF 23, 384 nucleotides. RefSeq lists its product as uncharacterized. NCBI's taxonomy places the organism in Eukaryota, Fungi, Ascomycota, Sordariomycetes, Hypocreales, Clavicipitaceae. The coding region runs from base 1 to 384 and encodes 127 amino acids. The record is from RefSeq and is a predicted model, not a curated record. The transcript has a single exon.